Messenger RNA from Gopherus flavomarginatus (Mexican gopher tortoise), 2965 nucleotides. It is a transcript of the gene AFG2A, whose product is annotated as spermatogenesis associated 5. The record is from RefSeq and is a predicted model, not a curated record. The transcript has 16 exons. Lineage: Eukaryota; Metazoa; Chordata; Testudines; Testudinidae. Gene Ontology annotation, molecular function: ATP binding; ATP hydrolysis activity. Gene Ontology annotation, cellular component: cytoplasm. The coding region runs from base 30 to 2669 and encodes 879 amino acids.
UGUUCGCUGCCGGGCCGGUUCCUCCUGCCAUGUCGGCCUCCAAAAGAAAGAGCAGGGGGCGGCUGCCUCCCGAGAGCGGCUCCCCCAGCGUCCCCCCGGAGCCGGCAGAGCGGCCCCCUGCUCCGCUGACGCUGGCUGCUGCAGACUUCUUGGAAAAAGCAGAUGACAAAGUUCCUACAAUGUACAGAAGAGUCCUUGUGCAACUAGGACUCAACAGUAUGAAAUCAGCAAAUAUAUGCAUAGGUCGACCAGUCUUGCUUACCAGUACAGAUGGGAAACAAGAGGUCUGUACAGCUUGGCCAGUUGCAGGCUUCCCAGGAGGGAAAGUUGGCCUAAGUGGAAUCACCCAGAAGAAUCUGCGAGUGAAACCUGGUGAGGCAGUCACCGUUCAGCCUGUGGUCGGUGCAGUGGUGCAGGCAGAAGAAGUAGAUGUGAAGCUAAGGGACAAAGACGCCUGUAUUAAUGUUGAAGACUUGUCUGCCUGUCUUUUGCGAAAUCUAGAUGGGAAGAUAGUUUUGCCAGGCAACCUUUUGCAUCUCACCUUCUAUGGCAAACCUUGCAACUUGAUGGUGACGAGGGUGAAAGGAACGGAUGGGGCGCUGCUGAAAAUGCAGAGAAGUACUGUUUUCAGUGAAACACAAGAGCCAGUCCUUGGGAAGACUGACUUGGAGAGCAGUGCUCUAAACUUAUCUUUGCAGCUCAGAAAGUUGGACAUAGAAGACAACCAGGAAGGAGCAUCUACCAACACUCCAUGCAAGCCGAUGGCUCAAAGUUCACCAGUUACUUCAAAUGCUGUGAUGAUAGGGGGUGAGCAGGAUUAUGACCAGACAGAUGAGUUCUGUGCUGAGGGGAAUGUCAGAGACCUUAUUGAUUGUUCUGAAUCAGUCAGAGAUGAAGACAGUGUGAGAUUGCCACCCACUGGCAACACUGGAGCAAAAUGCAAUUUGGAUACAUUUUACUUCAUUUCUUCAAGAACUAGAGUCAAUUUCAUGGAGAAUCGGACCAUUGCAACAGAAGAACUUUACCUAUCUAACCUUACCUAUGACAUGAUAGGUGGUUUAAGGAGCCAGCUACAAACUAUUAGAGAAACAAUUGAACUGCCCCUGAAGCAGCCUGAAUUGUUUAAGUGUUACGGAAUUCCUCCUCCUAGAGGGGUGCUACUGUAUGGCCCCCCAGGUACUGGGAAGACCAUGAUUGCUAGAGCUGUUGCAAAUGAAGUGGGAGCCCAUGUUUCAGUUAUUAAUGGUCCUGAAAUUAUAAGCAAGUUUUAUGGUGAGACUGAAUCAAGAUUACGACAGAUAUUUGCUGAAGCCUCUCGACGUCGUCCGUCAAUUAUAUUUAUUGAUGAGCUGGAUGCACUCUGUCCGAAGAGAGAAGGGGCUCAGAAUGAAGUAGAAAAAAGAAUUGUAGCUUCAUUACUAACGUUGAUGGAUGGCAUUGGCUCAGAAGAUAGUGCAGGGCAACUUUUGGUACUGGGCGCAACAAACCGUCCGCAUGCACUGGAUGCAGCACUCCGCAGACCUGGGCGUUUUGAUAAAGAGAUAGAAAUCGGUGUCCCCAAUGCCCAGGACCGAUUCGACAUCCUCAGAAAACUUCUUAAUAAGGUUCCUCAUCUGUUGACUACAACAGAGUUGGUGCAGCUGGCUGAUAGUGCACAUGGCUAUGUGGGAGCAGACUUGGCAGCCUUGUGCAAAGAAGCAGGUUUGUGUGCUUUGCGGAGAGCACUGGGAGAAAAAGCUAACCUGUUAGACAGUGAGGUGGCUGGGUCAGUGAUGAUUACUCUCAAUGACUUCCUGCAGGGGAUGAAUGAUGUCAGGCCCAGCGCCAUGAGGGAGGUGGCUAUUGAUGUGCCAAAAGUAGUCUGGUCAGACAUAGGAGGACUGGAAACUGUCAAAUUGAAAUUGAAGCAGGCAGUGGAAUGGCCCCUCAAGCAUCCUGAAUCCUUCAUCCGAAUGGGGAUUCAGCCACCCAAAGGAGUACUACUUUAUGGACCUCCUGGAUGCUCAAAAACAAUGAUAGCGAAAGCUUUGGCCAAUGAAAGUGGCCUAAACUUCUUGGCGGUGAAGGGACCUGAAUUAAUGAAUAAAUAUGUUGGUGAAUCUGAACGAGCAGUGAGAGAGAUCUUCAGGAAAGCCAGAGCUGUGUCACCUUCCAUUCUUUUCUUUGAUGAAAUAGAUGCCUUGGCAGUUGAAAGAGGGAGGUCUUCAGGUGCUGGGAAUGUAGCAGACCGUGUCUUGGCUCAGCUGUUAACAGAAAUGGAUGGGAUAGAACAGUUAAAGGAUGUGACAAUUUUGGCAGCUACAAACCGACCAGAUAUGAUAGACAAGGCUUUAAUGAGACCUGGAAGAAUUGACAGAAUCAUCUAUGUGCCCUUGCCAGAUGCCAAAACUCGUAGAGAAAUCUUUAAACUUCAGUUUCGCUCAAUGCCCAUCAGUGAUGAAGUCUGCUUAGAGGAGCUCGUCCUGCAGACACAGAAGUAUUCAGGAGCAGAGAUAACAGCAGUCUGCAGAGAAGCAGCCCUUCUAGCCCUUCAGGAAGAUAUACAGGCCAAAUGUAUUAUGGGACGACAUUUUCAACAUGCAUUGAGUAUUGUGACCCCUAGAAUUCCUGAGUCGCUAAGACAGUUUUAUGAAGAUUAUCAGCGGCAGAGUGGACUACAUACACUUUGAGAAAUUAACGUGUGCAUUUUCACACUCAUUGUAUGUGUGUGUGUGUGUGUGUGUGUAUGUGUGUGUAUAUAUAUAUAUAAUAUACACACACACUCAUUUCACCUGUAUACAGCAAAUUUUCUUUACAUUCUUGAGAGCUUAGGAAUUUCUCAUUGUAAAUGGAAUGUCUGAAAUGAACUCCAUUGCAGAAAUUUCAUAGUAGAAGUCUUUUGUGUUGAUUGUGAACUAUGUGAAUGCAAUGGAAAUGGUUGAAAAUUUUGUACUUUAUAAUAAAAUGGUAUAAUCUGCAUUAUUAU